CAACUCUUGCCCCUUUAACCCCUGUGGGAAACUAUAAGACCGCCCUUGGAUAAGACCCCGCCUUUAAACUCAAACACUAACAAACUUCAGAGUAUUUUCGUCUUUUAGUAUCCCCCCACCACCACACACUGGGGCCCCGCCUUCUCGCUCCGGAAUGGCUUCACAAAGGAUUUGCCGACGUUUGGGAAUUCCGCCUAUAGCUCCUUUUUUCACCGACACUUGUGCGCUGGAAUCGGCCCAGGAUGACCAAGGAUCCCACCCAUCUCGGUUAAUUUGACAACACAAAGGACUUCGCCGAACCCAAAAGAAACCGCCUACUAAUUCCAAAUAAGGGUCGUCUCUCCAUGUACGGCAAACAAUCGGUUGGAGUGCCCUUUUCUCUUCCGUAUCCCGUUUAUAUGAUCGGGGAGACUGUGCUGCAAGUUACAGCGGUGCAAUCAUGGCGGAGCGAGUCCAGCAGCCCCCGGCCAAGCGGCUCUGCUGCAGGCCCGGCUACAACCCGGCAUGCAGACAGGGGCAGCGGGCUGGAGGAGUACUGUGUGGCGGUCCGGGGUCCGCUCCAGGGGGAUCGGGAAAAACACACAACCCCGAAUCGCUGCUAGACAUAGCGGCGCGGAGAGUCGCGGAGAAGUGGCCCUUCCAACGGGUGGAGGAACGGUUCGAACGUAUUCCAGAACCCGUCCAGAGAAGGAUCGUGUACUGGUCCUUUCCGAGGAGCGAAAAGGAGAUCUGCAUGUAUUCUUCGUUCAACACCGGAGGAGAAGAGAGUGGAACUAGCGGGGAAAAUCAUGAAGAGACUCAGCUGCCUUUCCUACGGGGUGUCACUCUGCUGGAGGGCGGCUGGGUGGACAACGUACUGCAAGUCGGGUUUCAUCUGAGUGGCACGGUAACAGACCCGGCCACGUCCUCUCAGCCUGAGAUAAUCUGCAGCGUGAGCGUCAGCUUCGACCGCUGUAAGAUCACCGCAGUAACCUGUAGCUGCGGCAACAAGGACAUCUUCUACUGCGCCCACGUUGUAGCGCUGGCCCUGUACCGCGUACGGAAGCCCGAUCAGGUCAAACUGCACCUGCCCAUCUCAGAGACACUGUUCCAGAUGAGCCGAGAUCAGCUGCAGAAGUUUGUCCAGUACCUGAUAUCAGUGCAUCAUACGGAGGUGUUGCCCACCGCACAGAAACUGGCUGAUGAGAUACUGUCAACUAACUCCGAGAUCAACCAGGUCCACGGGGCCCCGGAUCCCACGGCAGGAGCCAGUGUAGAUGAUGAGAACUGUUGGCACUUGGAUGAGGAGCAGGUCCAGGAGCAGGUGAAACUCUUCCUCUCUCAGGGAGGAUACCACGGCUCUGGGAAACAACUCAACCUGCUGUUCAGUAAGGUGAGGGAGAUGCUUCGUAUGCGUGACUCCAAUGGUGCCAGGAUGUUAACACUGAUCACAGAACAGUUCAUGGCCGACCCUCGCCUGGCACUGUGGAGACAGCAGGGCACCACCAUGACAGACAAGUACAGACAGCUCUGGGAUGAACUAGGUGCUCUGUGGAUGUGCAUCGUGCUAAACCCCCACUGUAAGACGGAGCAGAAGUGUUGGUGGCUAAAACAGCUGAGGAGGUGGAACAGCGUGGACGUGUGUCCCUGGGAGGACGGUAACCAUGGCAACGAUCUGCCCAACCUCACCCACUCCCUGCCUCAGGGUGCCCAUGGCAACCAAGAGUUGCGUCCCCACAGGACGGUGUUCACGCGGGCCAUCGAGGCGUGUGACCUCCAUUGGCAGGACCGUCACCUGCAGCACAUUAUCGCCAGUGGCCUCUACGCCAACUAUUGUUACCACGACAACCAGGAUGGCUCGCUCUUCGACACACGCGGAUGGCCCAUGUGGCACGAACACGUUCCGACGGCGUGUGCUCGGGUGGACGCCCUGCGUUCCCAUGGUUACCCCCGUGAAGCACUGCGAUUGGCCAUUGCCGUGGUGAAUACACUACGGCGGCAGCAGCAGAGGCAGCUGGAGCAUUUCCGCAGACAUAAGAAAGAGCUGCUCCAUAAAGGUAUCACCUCCAUAACCAACAUGGAGGGCUGGGUGGGUCACCCUCUAGAUCCCAUCGGCACCCUGUUCAGCACCCUCACUGAGAUGGGACGGGGGGCAGAGGAGGGGGCCAACACAUGCCUUGACCUUUCAGACUGUUCCAGCGUGGUGAGUCAUGCGGAGCUGCAGCGGUUUCCAGUGCAGCGUUUGCUAGGCGAGGGGGAAUCGUAUGUGGCGCUGGCCGUAGAGACUGCUCUGAUUGGCUUAGGCCAGCAGAGGGUGAUGCCUGACGGGCUGUAUGCCCAGGAGAAGGUGUGUCGCAACGAAGAGCAGCUAUUAGCCAAGCUGCAGGAAGUGGAGCUUGAUGACAUGCUGGUCAAGAUCUUCCGCAAGCAAGCCGUCUUCCUGUUAGAGAGUGGGCCGUACAGCGGCCACGGAGAGAUUGUCCACAGAGAGAGUGUUCCCAUGCACACCUUCACCCGCUACCUCUUCACCUCUCUCCUACCUCACGACGCUGAACUGGCGUACAAGAUUGCACUCAGAGCCAUGCGGUUGCCUGUGUUGGAGUCCACCGCCUCGUCAGGUGACCUGUCGCGACCCCAUCACAUGGUGUCUGUGGUCCCUAACCGUUACCCUCGCUGGUUCACACUCACCCACAUAGAGUCCCAGCAGUGUGAACUGGCCUCCACCAUGCUCACUGCAGCCAAAGGUGAUAGUCGUAAGCUGGAGACUGUACUAGAGUCCAUCCAGAAGAACAUCCAUUCCUCAUCUCACAUCUUUAAACUGGGCCAGGAUGCCUUCAAGAUCGCUACUCUGAUGGACAGCCUGCCAGACAUCACACUGCUCAAAGUCUCACUGGAGCUGGGGCUACAGGUGAUGAGGAUAACCCUGUCUACGUUGAACUGGAGGAGGAGGGAGAUGGUACGGUGGUUAGUUACCUGUGCCACUGAAGUAGGGGUGUAUGCGUUGGACAGCAUCAUGCAGAGUUGGUUCACCCUCUUCACCCCGACUGAGGCCACCAGCAUCGUGGCCACCACCGUCAUGUCCAACACCACCAUCGUCCGGCUGCACCUGGACUGUCACCAGCAGGAGAACCUGGCCUCCUCCGCCCGGACCCUGGCCCUGCAGUGUGCCAUGAAGGACCCCCAGAACUGUGCCCUCUCCGCCCUCACGCUCUGCGAGAAGGACCACAUAGCCUUCGAGACGGCCUACCAGAUCGUUCUGGACGCGGCCGCCACGGGGAUGAGCUACACACAGCUGUUCACGAUAGCCAGGUACAUGGAGCACAGGGGGUACCCUAUGAGGGCGUACAAGCUAGCCACGCUAGCCAUGGCUCAUCUAAGCCUCAGCUACAACCAGGAUACCCACCCAGCCAUCAACGACGUGCUGUGGGCCUGCGCUCUGAGUCACUCGCUGGGAAAGAACGAGCUGGCCGCCGUCAUCCCCCUGGUGGUGAAGAGUGUGAAGUGUGCCACGGUGCUGUCGGAUAUUUUGCGGCGGUGCACACUGACCACACCGGGGCUGGUGUCCGCACUGCACAGCCGCAGGAACUCUGGGAAGCUGAUGUCACUGGACAAAGCUCCUCUCAGGCAGCUGCUGGAUGCUACCAUCGGGGCCUACAUCAACACCACGCACUCUCGCCUCACGCACAUCAGCCCACGCCACUACAGCGAGUUCAUAGAGUUCCUGGUGAAGACCCGGGAGACGUUCCUCAUGGCCCAAGAUGGACACAUCCAGUUCACACAGUUCAUAGACAACCUCAAACAGAUCUAUAAGGGAAAGAAGAAACUCAUGAUGCUGGUGAGGGAGAGGUUCGGCUGACCAGGGUCGGCCCCUAGGGACAGGUUCGGCUGACCAGGGUCGGCUCCUAGGGACAGGUUCGGCUGACCAGGGUCGGCCCCUAGGGACAGGUUCGGCUGACCAGGGUCGGCCCCUAGGGACAGGUUCGGCUGACCAGAGUCGGCCCCUAGGGAUAGGUUCGGCUGACCAGGGUCGGCUCCUAGGGACAGGUUCGGCUGACCAGGGUCGGCCCCUAGGGAGAGGUUCGGCUGACCAGGGUCGGCCCCUAGGGACAGGUUCGGCUGACCAGGGUCGGCCCCUAGGGACAGGUUCGGCUGACCAGGGUCGGCCCCUAGGGAGAGGUUCGGCUGACCAGGGUCGGCCCCUAGGGAGAGGUUCGGCUGACCAGGGUCGGCCCCUAGGGAGAGGUUCGGCUGACCAGGGUCGGCCCCUAGGGAGAGGUUCGGCUGACCAGGGUCGGCCCCGAGUGAGAGGUUCGGCUGACCAGGGUCGGCCCCGAGGGGGAGGUUCGGCUGACCAGGGUCGGCCCCGAGGGGGAGGUUCGGCUGACCAGGGUCGGCCCCGAGGGGGAGGUUCGGCUGACCAGGGUCGGCCCCGAGGGGGAGGUUCGGCUGACCAGGGUCGGCCCCGAGGGAGAGGUUCGGCUGACCAGGGUCGGCCCCUAGGGAGAGGUUCGGCUGACCAGGGUCGGCCCCUAGGGAGAGGUUCGGCUGACCAGGGUCGGCCCCUAGGGAGAGGUUCGGCUGACCAGGGUCGGCCCCUAGGGAGAGGUUCGGCUGACCAGGGUCGGCCCCUAGGGAGAGGUUCGGCUGACCAGGGUCGGCCCCUAGGGAGAGGU
This is a messenger RNA of Oncorhynchus nerka (sockeye salmon), 4652 nucleotides long. Its product is annotated as zinc finger SWIM domain-containing protein 6-like. The record is from RefSeq and is a predicted model, not a curated record. Gene Ontology annotation, molecular function: zinc ion binding. Gene Ontology annotation, cellular component: Cul2-RING ubiquitin ligase complex. The transcript is spliced from 14 exons. NCBI's taxonomy places the organism in Eukaryota, Metazoa, Chordata, Actinopteri, Salmoniformes, Salmonidae. The coding region runs from base 440 to 3835 and encodes 1131 amino acids.